AUGGGCCCCUGUACCGCCUCCUCAUGCUGCUGCCAGGCCCCUAAUCUGCCAUGGGCCCCUAUACCGCCUCCUCAUGCUGCUGCCAGGCCCCUAAUCUGCCAUGGGCCCCUGUACCGCCUCCUCAUGCUGCUGCCAGGUCCCAGAGUCUCUCAUGGGUCCCUGUACGGGCCUCCCAUUGCUGCUGUCUCCAUCGCCACACUCUGCCAUGUGCCACUUUCAGGUCUCCUCACAACACUGCUGGUGUGUUCCAUUUUUUUGUCAUAGGGUGCUGUAUAGCCUCCAUUGCUGCUGCCUCCACCGCCACACUGUGGCUCCACACUCUGGUUUUGGCCCCGUGACUGCCCAAAUGAGUGAAGUGUGCGGUGAUUCUAAGAUCGACGGCACUCAUCUGCAUGUCAUACUGACUGUCAGUAUUAUUUCUCUUCCCCAGCAGACUCCAAGGGCAUUUAAAUUAAAGGUACAGUGUUCUGCACUAAUAUAA
Messenger RNA from Staurois parvus, 481 nucleotides. The record is from the annotation of a GenBank genome assembly. NCBI's taxonomy places the organism in Eukaryota, Metazoa, Chordata, Amphibia, Anura, Ranidae.